Rotaria sordida is the source of this 1188-nucleotide messenger RNA. The record is from the annotation of a GenBank genome assembly. NCBI's taxonomy places the organism in Eukaryota, Metazoa, Rotifera, Eurotatoria, Philodinida, Philodinidae.
AUGGCAACAACCAUCACUUUUAAUUUAACAGGUGAUGAUGAAACAAAAUCAUUUGUUGAAAAUCAAGUAGAAGAUCAAUAUUUAUUACGUCCUCCAAUAAAAAUUUUCAAAUCAUUUCCAUCACAUAUAAUACAAAAAAUUGAAGCUGAUCGACGACAACGUCAUUUACCAAUAUCGAAAUCAGCAUCGGAUUUUCUUACUAUUAAACAAUCAUCAUUUGAUAUACCGAAUGAUGAUGAUGAUGAUGAUGAUGAUGAUGAUGGUGAUGAUUUAAAUGUCAAUAAUCAAACAAAACUAACUAAAACAAUAUCACAUGACAAUCAUAAUCAUUCAAUAUUAUCAACAUCUAGAACACGACGAUCACCAUCUGAAGUACGCAUUAAUUUAUAUUCGAAUAAUAAUUUAACUAAUAGUCAAUUACAACUAACAAAUUCCAAAUAUAAAAAUGAACUUGGUAGUUCUGAUCCAUCAUUACUUGAUAGAAAACAUGCAAAACAAAAUCCUGUUGAUCAUCUUCGACGUAAUUUUAUUGAACGUCAUUUUGCUCGUCGUAUACAUUCAUCAUAUUCAUCAUCAACAACAUUACGUUCAUUAGGUCGACGUCGUUCAACACAAAAUUUAUAUGUACGUUGUCGACGAAAUUUACAUCAUUUACCACGUAAUUCAAAAUGGCAUAUUGUUCGUCAUCGUUUACGAGAUAUAGCUAUGAUGAGUGAAUCAUAUGCACGAAUGAAAUUAAUUGAACAAGAUUUACGUUGGAUAAAUUUACGUGAAAAAAUUCUUUUACAAGUAUUAGAUAUGAAAGAAAUAUCUUUAUUACGUCAACAAGAUAAUGGACUUAAAAUAAAAAAAAAAUUACAUAAAACAAGAUUUGAUUUAAAAACUAUUCCAAUUAAUGAAGUUGUACAUGUUGAACGUGAUGGUCGAGUUUAUUCAAUGAGUACACGUGAUCUUGUUCUAGGUCGUUUACUUUGUGAUGAAGAUAUACAACUUGAUACAUUUGCUCAAUUAGAUGCACGACGACAAUUUCAAAUACAACAACAUUUAUUAAAACAACAAGAAGGAAGGACACGAUUGAAAAAACAUAUUGCUUUUUCAUUUUGUCUUUGUAAUUUAUCGUUUAUUGUUCUUAUGUUUGCUGCUAUGUUGAUAUUUGCUACGAAAACGAUAAUUGAAAUGAGAUUAUGA